Molecule: messenger RNA, 3982 nt
Organism: Entelurus aequoreus (snake pipefish)
Lineage: Eukaryota; Metazoa; Chordata; Actinopteri; Syngnathiformes; Syngnathidae
Gene: tbkbp1
Product: TBK1 binding protein 1
Exons: 10
Coding region: 237-2087 (616 amino acids)
Biological process (GO): canonical NF-kappaB signal transduction
Cellular component (GO): cytoplasm
Source: RefSeq, a predicted model, not a curated record
CACCGCCAUCCUCCUCAUCAUCACACACACGCACGUACACGCACACGCGUGCGCGCACACGCACGGUGCGUGUUCCUUUUGGUUGCGCUGCUUUGGACUCUGCUGAAGGAAGGAAUCAAGGAAGGAAUCAAGGAAGGAAGGAAGGAAGGAUCAUUUGUCCACGGACGUGCACGCUUCUUGCACCCGGCCAUGGCGCCCACGGCUCGGUUCGCGGGAGAGCGUUGAGGCCGAGCGCCAUGCAGUCUCUCUUCGGUGGCGAGCUGGGGCUGCUGGGAGGGGCCGGCGACGGCGGGGGCCUGAAGGAGGACGGCGUGGCGUGGCGCUCGCCGCCCCUGCCCGCCGACGACGUCUACUCGGCCUCCCACUUCGCCCUGAUCGCCGCCUACCAGGACAUCAAAACCCGGCUGGGCGGCCUGGAGCGCGAGAACAGCAGCAUCAAGCGGAAGCUGAAAAUCUACGAGAUCAAGUUCCCGAUGAUCAGCGAGUUCGGCGAGGACAGCAACUCCUACUGUUCCUUCGAGAGCAAGGAGACGGCGCUGCUGCACUCGGAGAACGACAGCCUGCAGCAGAGAGUCAACAUGCUGACACACGAGCUGCAGAAGAGGAAGGAGCGAGAGGAGCAGCUGGAGGAUGUCAUCCAGGCCUACGAGAAGAUCCACAUGGAGAAAGGAAACCUCCAGAGGGACCUGGACAAGAUGUCGGGCCUGGUGGAGAAGCACGUGGAGCGCAUCCUUGGCUUGGAGUCUGCACUCAGGCAGCGAGACAAUUCUCUACACAAACUCAACAUGCACCUGCACAGCAAAGACAUGCAGUACUUGCAGCUGCACGCUGGUGCUGAUGCACACAUGCUGGACUGUCCCGCCAUGACGCUGCAGAGCUCGCGGAGCCUGGACACGCUGUCCGACCUGAAGGUGCAGCGGCUGGAGGCGGAGCUAGAGGGGGCCCGCCACGAGGCCCAGGGGGCGUGCCAGCGGGAGGAGGAGCUCAAGGCGCAGUACGAGCGCCUGAAGGAGGAGCUGAGGCAGCUGCAGGGCGGCCAGCGAGACAGGGAGAUGUCGUCCCCGUGCAAGCAGUGCGACGUGGAGUGGAUCAAGAAGGUGGGAGACGAGCAGGUGAACUUGGCGCUGGCCUACACGGAGCUGACGGAGGAGUUGGGUCGCCUGCGAGCGCUGAGCUCCAAGCAGACUGAGAUCCUGAGGAAGGCGUCCCAGGACUCUGCUGGUCCGGUCCAGCUGCACUCUCCCAUCCAUCACCAGCGCCACUCGCCAGGAUCUCAGCGCCACUCGCCCAUCUCGCAGCGCCACUCUCCGGCUCCGCCCCCUCCGCACCACUCGCCCAUCCAGCAGCGGCGCUCCCCGGUGUUGCAGCGUCUGUCCCCCGACACGCACCGGCGCUCCCCCCUGCUGGACAUGGGCGACGGGCCGGCCUCGUACUCCUGCCGCCCGCCCAGCCAGCACCUGCGGGCCAGCUUCCAGGGCCGCCGCAGCUACUCGGAGGUGACCGACCCUUCGGCGUACCACUGCCCGCCGCGCUUCUCCCUGGACCCGGUGUCCACCCUCCCGAAGCCCCGCCCUUUUGUGGAGGGCUACUCCAAACAGACGCAGCAGCACUCGUCUCAUCAGCACAGGGGGGCGUCGUCGCCUCACCAAGACUCCCGAGAGACGCCCUUUCCUCUCUCCGAGGUGGCCCACCUGCGCUUCGAGCCGCCCCCGUGCUCCGCCCCGGCCCCGCAGCCUCUGCAGUCCUCCGAAGACGAGGAGGAGUGGACCUGUCCGCAUCCCAUCAGCCCGCCCAGGACGCUGGGGGUGCUUUCCGCUGCCGUGCCCGGCGGCGCCAUGAGGGGUCCGGCGUCCUGCUCGGCCUUCCCCGCCUCCGCCCAGUGCCCCAACGCCAUGGGCUGCCGCCCCCAGCCCGGCUACAUAUCUGCCGAGCACGCUCAGUCGUGGCCGUCCAUCAACCUCUGGAUGGAGACGGAGGAGAGCGACGUGCGCAGCUGCCCCCUGUGCCAGCUGAUGUUCCCCGUCGGUUACCCCGACGACGCCCUCAUCAAGCACAUUGACUCCCACCUGGAGAACAGCAAGAUCUGAUCGCCGCGGCAACCGGACUUGGAGCCAGAGGUUUGAACAAUGGGGAAUCGAUCGGAGGGACGUGCGCGAGAUUGCCGCUUUGUAAAGUACUGCUGCACGGGUCCAUCUUGGCGUCGUGAGUCUCGUCAACGUGCUUUUUCUUUGCUUAUUCCUUCCUUUCGCUUCCGUUCUCGUAUUUGACGCUCGCGGCUCUGCAUGUCGCUGUGGGCCCCGAGCACCGUCACGCUUCCAGCCUGAAAGACUCCACCCCGGGAACCGGAACCGGAGGCCAGGAAGCGUGCGUUUCCACGGCAACUCGAGCAUGCAACCUUUAGCGGGGACAUUGCCACCUUUAUGCUUGCUCUUCUAACGGAGCUUAGCACUUUAUGCUGGCUCACACCUGACACUAUUUAUCAGUUCUUCUAGCCAAACGAGGACAUUUUUGCCACACCCUGUACAUAAACACACGCCGGGAGUCUUCCUCAAGCAAGUACGCCACAUGGACAAAAGUAUCGGGACACCACGUCUAAUCAAUCAACGACAAGUUAACUGUCGACCAAUUUUAGGUUAAAACACGGGUGCCCAAACUUUUUCCACUGAGGGCCACAGACUGACGGAUUAAAGGAUGCGGGGGCCACACCUACUCAGCGGCCUAGUGGUUAGAGUGUCCUCCCUGAGAUUGGUAGGUCGUGAGUUCAAACCCCGGCCGAGUCAUACCAAAGACUAUAAAAAUGGGACCCAUUACCUCCCUGCUUGGCACUCAGCAUCAAGGGUUGGAAUUGGGGGUUAAUUCAACAAAAAAAAUUAUUCCCGGGCGUGGCCACCGCUGCUGCUCACUUCUCCCCUCACCUCCCAGGGGGUGAACAAGGGGAUGGGUCAAAUGCAGAGGACAAAUUUCACCACACCUAGUGUGUGUGUGUGUGUGUGUGUGACACUCAUUAGUAACUUUAACUUUAACAUAUUGGUAGUUUUCACCUUCAAAAUCAGAAAAAAAAAAAUAUAUAUAUAUUUUUUCUUUAAAGAAAUAUAAAACACCAGGGGACACCGCCAUCCCACCACCUCAGGUGGGAUGGAACAACCCAUAUAACACGUCACAGAUGACGUCACACUAACAUCACGUGACACCUCUGAGGAAGGCUGCAGAAGCAAGAUAGACGAAACUUGUCAGGUACAAAACUUUACCUUACUAGCCUAUACAAAUCAACCAUUUAUAAAUACACAUUAGUAGGCUAAAUGAACCUCUUCAACAUAAAAAAUAUAAAAUGCAAUAUAGGUUGAAAUUUUAUGCGAAUGGUGUGCAGAGCCAAAGAUGAACUAAACUGCUAACAGUUAGCACGGUGGCCAGUUAGCGUCAAGGAACAAAAAUAUGAGCUAAAUGGACUAAAAAAAUAAAUAAAAAUUGACACAUACAGAUAGAAAAUUUCCUUUAGGGGGAGAAGGGUGAGAAAAAAUUCCAUCCCCUUGGGGGGCGUGACAGACAAAAUUGAGAUUCACUUCACUUUACCCCAAUAGAAAUAUAUAAAUAGAUGUUUAUAAUAGUUAUAAUAUUAAAAUAUGAAAAUAGAUUUUUCAAAUCUGACAGUACAUGAAGCAAAGUCGCCAGGGAAGAAUUGAUUUUCCUCACUUUUAGUCCCUGCAGGUGUCCCAAUACUUUUGCCUGUACGCUGUACCACUAAAACACUCUGUCACCCAACAGCAACGCCGACAACAAAAAACGACAACAACAGCAACGCCGACCACAAAAACAACAGCAACGACAACAACAAAAGCAAAACCGACAUAAUAACAACACCACCAACAAUAAAAAAAAACAGCAACACUGACGACAACAACACCAACAACAGCAACACUGACAACAACAACACCAACAACAGCAACACUGACGACAACAACAGCAACACCGACAACAAAAACAA